Carassius carassius (crucian carp) is the source of this 1254-nucleotide messenger RNA. Its product is annotated as major histocompatibility complex class I-related gene protein-like. Gene Ontology annotation, biological process: immune response. The transcript is spliced from 7 exons. The record is from RefSeq and is a predicted model, not a curated record. NCBI's taxonomy places the organism in Eukaryota, Metazoa, Chordata, Actinopteri, Cypriniformes, Cyprinidae. Gene Ontology annotation, cellular component: external side of plasma membrane. Bases 113 to 1177 code for a protein of 354 amino acids.
AGCAAAACAUUCCAAACACUAGCUAAAGUCACUUCUUUAAUUUGUAGUUGAAAGUUUGUAACACUCAACAACAAGAUCAUACCCUAAAGUGCGGGAUUCAUUCACUUACAGAAUGAAGUCUCUUGUGUGUCUUUUGUCAUAUUUGACAGCUGUUCAUGCAGGUUCUCACUCACUAAUGGUUUUUGCCUCAUACAUUGCUGGACAGACACAGUUUCCUGAGUUCACUCUUGUGCUGAUGUUAGAUGAUGUGGAAGUGAUGUACUAUGACUCAGUAUCAUUGAAAGCUGUCCACCGCAGUCAGAGUAAUUCAAGUGAUGACAAUGCGGGUGGUAUAUUCAGUGAUAUAUAUGACAUCAUGAAAGAUCGGACAUUUUAUCUUAAGGACCACCAUAAUUGCACAGAUGGUUUGCAUGUUUAUCAGAAACGUGUUGGAUGUGAAUUGCUUGACAAUGAUCAGCCAGGUUUGUUUCUUUCAUUGGAUGCUUUUAAUGGACAAAAUACUGAAGAGUUCACCUUUGAUGUGGUAAAAAGAACUAUGCAAAUUAAUUUACCAUGGAUGAGAAUAAAAGGCAUGGGUCAGAUGGAAUGGAUUCAUGUGAAGUUUCUGUAUGAACAUAUUUAUCAUCCUGUUUGCAUGAAGACUUUGCGGGCGUUCCUGGAAAAAGAAAAGAACACUGUGAUGCGAAGAUUGAAACCCAAAGUCAGACUCUUUAGAAAGCCUCUUACAGACUCUCAAGGGCUUCAGAUCAGCUGUCUGGCCACUGGUUUUUACCCCCGUCAUAUUAAUCUGACCCUGUUCAGAGAUGGUCAACCUGUGGAUGAUGAUCAGAUCACAGGAGGAGAGAUUCUGCCCAACGGAGACGGAACAUACCAGAUGAGGAAGAGUUUGGUGAUCAAUGAAGAAGAGCUACAUGACACAUAUUACAAAUGCACAGCAAACUACCUAGACCUGGACAACAAACUGGACAUUGCUUUUGAUGAGGAUCUAGAAAAAUUUGACUUUGGAUCCUCUGCUCUGUCUAUAAUUAUCAGUGUGCUGCUGUCCAUGUGUGUGGCUGUUUUCAUCAUAACUACAUUCAUCCAGUGGAGGAAGAGACGAGCUGCUGGACCAGUCUCCAGUACUUCACAUCAAAUUGGAUAUUCACCUACUUCAAUUUCAGAACAAGAAAAAACUUGAAAGAUUUAUGGCCUCAAAUAAAUAUCUUGUACAAUACUAUUUCCUGCUACUGCCCAUUCAGGUCUUGCAAGUGGGUU